UUGCCAGGGCCGGAAGUGAGUUUUGUGCGUUCCAACAUGGCUACGGUGGAUAUUAGAGAUAAUUUAUUGGGCAUCUCCUGGGUUGACAGUGCUUGGAUUCCAAUACUAAAUAAUAGCACUGUCCUGGACUAUUUCUCUGAAAGAAGCAACCCUUUCUACGACAGAACGUGUAAUAAUGAGGUGGUGAAAAUGCAGAGGUUAACUCUAGACCAUUUGAAUCAGAUGGUUGGUGUUGAAUAUAUUUUGCUUCAUGCCCAAGAACCCAUCUUAUUCAUCAUCCGGAAACAACAAAGACAGUCUCCUACACAAGUUAUUCCCCUUGCCGAUUACUACAUAAUCGCAGGAGUGAUCUAUCAGGCACCUGACCUCGGAUCUGUCCUCAACUCUAGAGCACUAACUGCAGUGCAUGGGAUCCAGUCUGCUUUUGAAGAAGCAAUGUCCUACUGCCGUUAUCACCCAUCUAAAGGGUAUUGGUGGCAUUUCAAAGACCAGGAAGAGCGAGACAAGACUAAACCUAAGGCCAAGAAGAAAGAAGAAGCCAGCUCAAUGUUCCAGAGACAUAGGGUCGAUGCACUGCUUUUGGACCUUAGGCAAAAGUUCCCUCCCAAAUUUGUCCAGCAAAAGUCUGGAGAAAAGCCAGUACCUGUGGAGCAGAUAAAAAAAGAGCCCGAGCAGCCUACAGAAACUGUAAAACAGGAAGAAAAAGAGCCGCCCAAAGUUUCACAACAGGGAACAACUCCCAAAGGUCCUCCAGAGAAGAGAAUGAGGCUGCAGUAGCCGGGAGGGCUGUGCUGUCAUUGUAUAUGCACAUUGUCUACAGUGAAUUGACUGUUCAAACAUGAACUGGAUACAAAGACCUGCUAAACUGAUACAUGAAAGGGAUACUUAGUACUAUUAUACAUUAUCCUUUUUUUAUAACAAUACUUAAAGUGAAUGUCAAGUUUGACCAAUGUGUGCCCGGUCUUUAAAAAUCCUAUUAAAAACAGGAACACUUUCAUUCAUCAAACUUUACAUUUAACUUGUUUUGUUAAAAUACCUUGAAAGCUGCUCCAGCGCUCCCCCCGCCCGUCGCAAGCCUCUUCAUACGUCAGUAAUGACAAAUCCGGCUUCCUCCAAUCACGGCUUCUCCCCCAGAGCAAACAUUGCCUGAGGCCAAGCCGUGAUUGGAGGAAGCUGGAUUUGUGUACUAUGCUAAAUUACAUCGCCACUGUUUUGUGAACCAGUACCUGAUUUUUUUUUUUUAAUCUUAGAUUUAAAAAAAAAGGAAAAUAAAUAAAUAAAGGGCAUAACAAGUUAUCAGUGAUAAACUCGUGCUCUUUGUGGAACAUCUACAGCAGGGUUUUGUGGGUAAUGUGUACCUUUUGCACCACAUGACCCUGAUUGUCCUGCUUUGGUCAAGCCUUAACAAGAAAGUAGAACAAGCGUUUGCUCCACUGAAGGGAAUUUGAAGAAUACUAAUGUGUUCUGGAUUUAAGUUAAAAACCUGCAGCAAAUACCUUAAAUAUUAUUUAUUAAUAAACAGUCUUUCAUUAAUGUC
Messenger RNA from Bombina bombina (fire-bellied toad), 1537 nucleotides. It is a transcript of the gene MED6, whose product is annotated as mediator complex subunit 6. Lineage: Eukaryota; Metazoa; Chordata; Amphibia; Anura; Bombinatoridae. The record is from RefSeq and is a predicted model, not a curated record. Gene Ontology annotation, molecular function: transcription coactivator activity. Gene Ontology annotation, cellular component: core mediator complex; mediator complex. Bases 37 to 777 code for a protein of 246 amino acids. The transcript is spliced from 8 exons. Gene Ontology annotation, biological process: regulation of transcription by RNA polymerase II.